CUUGCCUAUACCUCUAUACAAGCAUAGCUGUAGCGCGACCUUGGUCCAGACACAUCACCACAACACGCUUCGGAAGAUGGACCGGCAGAACAGAAUCUGCCUACCCUUGUCUCCAUCGGGAUCCUCUACCUCGUCAGACACCGACAGUCCCAUGAUGAAUAGAACAAAACACAAACAAGUCAACGGCACGAGCAAGCCAAAUGGCCGGGUCAGUGUCGACAGUGAUGAAGACGACGAGCCCUGCAACCCUGGAAUGAAGAGUGGCUUGAAACACUUCUAUUCUGGAAAAGAGGAUAAGAAAGGGCGCUUCCAGUGGCAGGAGGAGAUACCCGAGGAUGUGGGCGACCCAGCCGAAAACGAGAAGACCGCAAAAUGGGCACUGCUGGUGCGAAACGUCAAGGUGUAUAAUGACCCCCGCCGUGUACUGUCUAUCCAUUCCAUCGUCGUGCAGAGCCCGCUUCUCAAAAAGCUCCUCGCCGGCGUAUUGAAGAACUACCCUGGAGUGACCAUUGGUCUGAAUCGUCUGGAGUUUUCUGGGAAAUUCGAGCCUCUGAUUCAUCGAUGGUCGGAGUUGCAAGAUGCUAUUGCCAAGCUCAGCGAUGCAACAGAAGAAAAGCGCACAACCAAGGUACAUGCAGAGCUGCUCCAGAGCGUCCUGACAAAGGAGUUCAAGAACAUGAUCGAUACCUCACAAGAUAUGAAGAGUAAGCGCGUCAUGACCUACGAGCAUCUCUGGACGCUUUUCCAACCGGGGUCGACCGUAUUCGCGCGACAAGACGGCCAAGAAACAGCAAUGGCUUUGGUGGAGACGGGCUAUGGUCAGGAUGCCAACGGCGUACCCUGCUUCUGGUUGACGUGCAAGCAAGUUGACUGGGAUGGAGCAAAAUUCGGGACUAACAAGACUAAUCUGAAAAUCACCACGUACAGUGGAACCCGCGCUAUCACUUCGCUGCGUGUUUAUCCCCUCGAAUUCCAUGCCGAGUGCGAUAGUGUUCGCGCUCGCCUCAUCGAGCGCGGAGCCAAUGUUGAAGCUCUGGCUGGUGCAAACUAUCGAGCUUACCAGGGUGUCGCAUGGAGGAAAGGUCAGUUAGGAACGAGGGACAAGUACAACAUCAAGGGUCGCAUCGUCAUCGAUACGUACGGUUGGAAUCGCUUUAACCCAUCGCAAUCGAUUUCUGUCGCUCUCUUCACACAAAAGGAAUCAACCCAGCAUGUAUCUCGGUCAGAUGCAGACGCAUACGACUCUGACGGCGACCAAGAAGAGGAAGAGGAUCAAUUCGAAAUGGACGAGGAAGACGACAGUGGAAUGCCCAUUGAUGGUGCUUUUGCGGACGAAGAAGAAUUGACCAAGCAGGCACCUCUGACUUCGGAGCAGAAGCUUAUUUGUUCACCCCUCCUCCGUGGGUACAGUCUCAAGAACAAACUUUGGUUGAACUUUUUUGUCAACUGCGUCAAGGAUAUCGAAUGGCAGACUGAUGCGUUCGACCGGCUGGUUCUACCCAAAAACCAAAAGGAAUUGAUUCUGGGCUUCACUGAGUCACAGCGCAAGUUCCGCGAUACAUUCGAUGACGUUAUCGAAGGCAAGGGCAAGGGCAUGAUUGUGUUACUCUGCGGUCCGCCAGGUGUUGGAAAGACUCUCACCAGCGAGUCGGUUGCAGAAGAGAUGAAGGUUCCGCUCUACAUGAUGGGCGCAGGAGAUCUUGGCUUUGAUCCCAGAAGGUUGGAGAGCAAUCUGCAAGACAUUCUUGAAAUGUGCAGCCGAUGGAACGCCGUUCUCUUGCUCGACGAAGCAGACGUCUUCCUGGAGCAGCGCUCACUUCACGAACUCGAGCGCAAUAAGCUCGUGUCCAUCUUCCUUCGCGUCUUGGAAUAUUACGAAGGUACCAUGUUCCUCACCACCAACCGUGUUGAGACGUUCGAUCCAGCUUUCCAGUCGCGUAUCCACAUUUCUCUCGACUAUCCUGGUCUCACGGUUGAGUCACGUAAGACUGUGUGGAAAAACUUCCUGGAUUCGUCCACGCAGGAACAUGCCAUCACCAAGGCCCAGCUGAAGGAGCUUGCACGCAUGGACCUCAAUGGUCGCCAGAUUAAGAACAUUCUCAAGAUAGCCAGGCUGCUCGCGAGUCGCAAGGGAGAAAAGCUGGACUACGACCACAUCAUCACUACAAUGGACGUGACCCAACAUCUCCACAACGAGACUCAGUUCAGUGAGCGGACCAAGGGUACUUUGUACGGAUAGAGCACGCAAUGACGCUUUUUUCACAUUCAUGGAUCUACCAUAACGUCUGGUUUGGGCUAGAAUAACGGGUUGAGCGGAUUUCAUACAUCUUCUGGCGUCUGGAUACGGAUAGGAGUCAUGUGUUUUUUCUUUCAGAAGUCAGUAUGAGACCACCAUGUCCCACACUGACAUCUACAGCGUAUUUAGAAUAACGAAUGGCAUAUAAUAGCUCACCACGAUGCAAAGUGGUGGUUUGGC
Messenger RNA from Exserohilum turcica Et28A, 2476 nucleotides. RefSeq lists its product as uncharacterized. The record is from RefSeq and is a predicted model, not a curated record. The transcript has a single exon. Bases 77 to 2239 code for a protein of 720 amino acids. Lineage: Eukaryota; Fungi; Ascomycota; Dothideomycetes; Pleosporales; Pleosporaceae. Gene Ontology annotation, molecular function: ATP hydrolysis activity; ATP binding.